AUGGCGCCUCCAAGAGCUCCUCGCGGUACUCCAUCACAGCCAGCGCGCGAGGGCCGCAACUCCACAUUGGGUGCCAAAACCUCGCGCGGCGGUGGAAUCCAGAAGCGCAAAGGUGGCAGAACCCAAACCGACAGAGAUGGAGAUCUCGAUAUGGGGAGCGGCGCCGGAGGAAGCGGCACACGCCGUCCAAACAACAGAGGAGCGUCAGACGAUUCCAACAAUUCGAGACCUCAGCGACCGGCGAGAUCCAACGGUCCCCCCACCAAGCCAGGCUCGAAAGUGCACCAGGCGAUUGCUCGACACUUGGAUACUGGCGAUGGAAAUGACCUGGUCUCGAGAAGGAAAGGACAGGGACCUGGUCUCGUCUGGCUGAGUGUCAAGGGUUUGAAGGAGAGCAAAGCAGCGAGCAACAACGACGGUGGACUGCGGGAUCUGAUCAUGUUUCUGGAGCGGAAAGCCACGACUCUGUCCGGUCGCAAUAAAACGGUGCACAUCAAGAAGUCAAGUCUGAAGGGGGAUUUGGUCAGUGUUGCAGCAAGCAAGGAAGAUGCGGAAGAAAUCUUGAAGGUCAACACUUUCACUUUUGCCGGUACUCAGCUGGAGAUCACCGAUAGUGACGGAUCCAUGGCCAAGGCAAAUGAGGCAUCUGCUGCCGCACAAGAGACAAAACAAAAACUUCAAGGCAUCAUGUCACUCCGUUAUGAUAUGGAGAACAAGCUUCUACGUCUUGACGCUCUGAACCAAGAUGAAGGCUUGAUCCAGAUGGGAAUGUUGGAAUCCAAGGAUAGAGCGGAGAAGCUUUUCAAGGUCAUGAUGAGAAUCUGCGACGAACUGUUCAAAACACCACAGGCAAAGAUUGAUGCAAUCCACAGCAUCAGUCUAGCCAACAACAACAUUGACACAGUCGCACAAGUCGAAGAGAUGGCGGAUACCUUCCCUGAUCUCAAAAAUCUUGAUCUUAGCGGGAACCAGAUCGACAACAUCGCGGGCCUGGCAAGAUGGAGAUCGAAGCUCAAGAAGCUCGAGACUCUGUAUCUGACAGGAAACCCCAUCCCGAUCGCGGAUCCCAAAGUCGUCCUCGAGCUCAUCCACUUCUUCCCUAAGUUGCAAGUUCUGAAUGGUGAGCAAUUGACACCGGAACGAAUUGCGGAACUCAAGGCAGCUGGCCGUCCCAAACCGAUCCCUCAACGCGGGCCCGAUUUCAGGGACGCCAACGGCAUUGGUGAAGCAUUCCUGUUGGAAUUCUUCCUUGGCUUCGAUACCGACCGCACUGCUCUCCUCGCCAAGUACUACGACGACAACAGCCAGUUCUCUCUCGCCGUUGACACACGUGCUAUUAGAGACGAGAGCCAACCGCAGCCGAUGCCCUGGUCAUCAUACAUCAAGCAAUCUCGGAAUCUGAUGAAGAUUACGACCCCGGCCGCUCGAGCUGCCAGGCUGAUCACGGGCAGAGAGGCAAUCUGGAACCUGUGGAACGACCUCCCGAAGACACAGCACCCGGACAUCAAGGCGGAUAUCAGCAAGUACAUUAUGGACUGCCAUCUCCUGCCUGGCCUUGCCGACCCUUCUGGUCAAACCCAAAGCGGCGUAGACGGCAUGAUCAUCUCAGUACAUGGUCAAUUCGAAGAGUGCGACAAAGCUGGCAAGACGGGACUGAGAAGCUUCUCCCGCACAUUCGUUCUGGGACCCGGACGCCCCAAUACCAAUCCAAUCCGCGUCGUCAGCGACAUGUUCUCCCUCAGAGCCUUCAACACCCUCCCGAACGUCUUUGUCGCCGAAGCCCAAGCACCGGCCCCAUCUGCUCAGGAACAAGAACAACGACAAGCCAUGAUCGUCGAGCUAUCGAAGCAAACGACCAUGACACCCGCCUACUCAGAAAUGUGCCUGUCCGAUGUCGCGUGGGACUUUACCAGAGCCUUGGCAGUCUUCCACGAGAAAAAGUCUCAAUUACCACCAGAUGCCUUUGCCAGUGUUUAG
Colletotrichum godetiae is the source of this 1977-nucleotide messenger RNA. Its product is annotated as TAP domain-containing protein. Gene Ontology annotation, biological process: poly(A)+ mRNA export from nucleus. Gene Ontology annotation, cellular component: nucleus. Gene Ontology annotation, molecular function: RNA binding; protein binding. Bases 1 to 1977 code for a protein of 658 amino acids. Lineage: Eukaryota; Fungi; Ascomycota; Sordariomycetes; Glomerellales; Glomerellaceae. The record is from RefSeq and is a predicted model, not a curated record. The transcript has 3 exons.